This is a messenger RNA of Carya illinoinensis, 2957 nucleotides long. RefSeq lists its product as uncharacterized. Gene Ontology annotation, molecular function: protein kinase binding. The coding region runs from base 678 to 2732 and encodes 684 amino acids. The transcript is spliced from 5 exons. Gene Ontology annotation, cellular component: cytoplasm. Lineage: Eukaryota; Viridiplantae; Streptophyta; Magnoliopsida; Fagales; Juglandaceae. The record is from RefSeq and is a predicted model, not a curated record.
UGUUGCAACUUGCACUCGCUUUUUUUAUUUUACAAAUUUACUCGUACGGAGACUCCUCCGCAUUUCCGUCCCUUCUUCGAACUCCCAACUCAUACCCCCAACAAACGUGAAUAUAAAAGGAAACGCAAAACCAAUGAAGACUCAACUACCACCACCCCAAAGAUCUCUCUAUUUCUCUCGUGUUGGUCUUCUUGGCCGUGAUCUACGAGGUUAAACUGUCACCUGACCUGAGUUGUACAGCCGAAAACUGCUGCAGUUUAAGGUCCCAUUGACAAGCUGGGGGAGUUCAGCUUCAUAAGGAAAGUUUCUGAAGAAACGUUGUUUGGUGAAGCUUCUGGAGAGAAGCUACUGCGAAUACAACUCUGGCCGACCCGAUAGAGAAAUUUUCUCGAUCCAAGGCAUGCGCUGGUUCUUUCUUUCCCAGUCUCCGUUCGUGUUCGAGUCGGACUCUGUCAUUAGUUUCACGCCUUCCCAUUGAUUACGGCUAACUUUUGAUUCAAAAGAGAGAAAAAAAAAACUCCUAUGUAAUCUUUGUUUAUAGAGAAUCUCUCUGCCACAGUUAAAGUAUCCGCCAUUAGAGAUGUGAGCAGCAGUAGAGUAGACGAACAAGAACCAAGAGGAAAGAGAAAAUUAGAGCUUCCAUUCUCUCGAGCAUUUAAGCAAGCCUGGCUGCUAAAAUGGCAAAAUUUAGCUGCUUCAUUUUACGUGUUGGAAGGAAGAAGAAAGAUAAGGGGGAUGAGGAAUCCCUAAAAAAUGGUGAGCGCAAGGGUUUGCAAACCCUGCAAGUCAAGAUCGAACACCCGGUGAAAUCUUCUGAAAAUGAAGAGUUGAAAUUGACGACUUUCAGCGUUGCGGUACCGUAUCCCAACAACUCUCAGUGCAGCGUCAAGUUUAUGAGCCAUGAAAGUCCUGUUGGGGUCAAGGCAGCGGAGAUAGCUUAUGAAGGGGAGGACGAGCACGAAGAGAAGUCCUCUAUCAAGAGGGAUUUCUCUGACCUCGAUCUCUCGGCUCAUGAAGAUAUUUCUGGGGACAAAGAUUCAUAUUCCAGAAACAAAAACUUGGAUUUAUCCUAUGCAUUUGAUCCUGAUACUCAGGUGAAAGACCAUUUUGAUGACAAGAUUGAGAAAGAGAGUGAGAAGGGUAUUGAUGUGAAUCAAAACGGACAUGUUAGUGAUCCUGGCAUUACAAAAGCAGAGUUUGGACCUUCCCCAAAACUUCAGCGCUCCUGCUCCAAUGUUGAAACAAGGACUGUUUUUAGGGAGAUGGCUGAUCGGUUGCCUCCCUCUAAGUCGCAGUCUUUUGAAGAGUUACAAGAUUUAUCUGAAAAGGUGAGGGAGAAUGUUGACACAGGCAGCCCCAGAUCUGAAACGACCCACUUCAGUGCGGACAGGGUGAUGUUGAAGAAGCAUUCUUCAAGCCAAGUUCUCCCCUCUAGGAGUAGAAGAUUGUGGUGGAAAUUGUUCCUCUGGAGCCAUAGAAACUUGCACAAUGCCCGGACCCUGAAAUCAUCCCGCUCACUUCCUAAUAGUGCUGCUUUGAAACCCCAAGGUGGGUACUCUUCAGAUACACUUGAACCGAGCCGAGUUAUAGAAUCGAGCAAGUUAGCAUCACCGGGAUCAUUUGCUGGAUAUUCCUCGAACGAUAAUGUUUUCAAGAGCUGGGAUACUUUUCAUAAUGGAGUUUCUGGUUUAUGGCAAGCGAACCAAUGGGUCGCUUUCCCUUCAGAAUCAUCCCCCAUUGCAAGAGUGGAAGAGUGGGUGAAAGAUCUCGAAAUCGAAUAUCCAUUGUCAGGAAAUGAUAGCCAUGGAAAUGAAGACGGAAUUCUCUUCCCCCCCUCUCCUGAGAAUGGUAGAUCACCACCAAGACACACAACCCAAUUGAUCCGUGGGAGGCAUGGCAUCAAUCUGGCGGCGGAGAUUUUGCAUGCCAAUAGUAUCAUCCAGUCUCUGAAUUCCUUAUCUACUGUGGCUCACAUUUCUGGUAUUGGCUUAAAAGCUAUCCCCACCAUUUCAAGCUUCUCCAGUCUUCGAUCCAUCAACCUAUCAAAUAACUGCAUAGUCCAAAUUACUCCCGGAUCUCUUCCAAAGGGCAUUCACACACUCAAUUUGUCGAGAAACAAGAUCGGUACCAUUGAAGGACUCAGAGAACUGACUCGUCUGCGGGUGCUUGAUCUCAGUUACAACCGCAUAUCUAAAAUUGGACAUGGGUUGUCGAACUGUACAUUAAUCAAGGAGCUCUAUCUUGCUGGGAACAAGAUUAGUGAUGUUGAGGGGCUACAUAGGCUAUUGAAGUUAACAGUCCUGGACCUCAGCUUCAACAAAAUAACGACAACAAAAGCACUGGGCCAGCUCGUAGCCAACUACAACACUCUGCAGGCACUCAAUCUUCUGGGAAAUUCGAUCCAGAACAACAUCAGUGAUGACCAGCUGCGCAAAGCAGUUUGUGAUCUCCUUCCAAAGCUAGCGUACCUGAACAAGCAGCCAAUUAAAUCGCAGAGGGCAAGAGAGGUGCUGACAGACAGUGUAGCCAAAGCUGCACUCGGCGGGAACAGCAGUUCAAGCUCUUCUAGAAAAGCAGGGAAGAGAGUGAGCCAGGGCAGGUCCCUUUCUGCCAUUGGACAUAAGAGCAGUGCAAGUGUUGCUCAAAAAAGCAAGAACAGGUCAAAGGACCGAACUCAUCAGAACUUAUCCCUAAGGAUUGCUCCACCAGCACAAGCUUCUUCAUCCCAUUAGAUGCUUUCACGUUCUCCUGGAAUCUAUUCAAUAUUUCAGUUUUCUAAAGUGAUGCAUUGUGGUAAAAUGUGGGUUUGGUGGUUCAAUGCGGGUGUCGUGAAAUGUAAUGUAAUGCAGUGUCCAGGUCUUUAAAUUCUUGUUUGCUUUGAUUCACUAAGAGCAUCAACUUUGUACAAAAUAUUAUGUUUUCUUUUUUAUAAUCAUAUUGGAUUGUUAUGGAAUUAA